AUGGAAACUCAGGAAGACAGCCUCGACUUGACCUACCUGAAAAGUGCAGCCUUAGGCAUCAAUGAAUCCCAGGCAUCACUGAGCAGACAAGCGGUUUCCGCCAUUACGCGACUCACCUCGGCGGCAGCAGGCUAUGGUUCCAUUCUGGAGCAUGAAAUGCUCAGCAACCAGCCUUUGGUUGUCACAGAGAAGCCCAUUAACUCUUCCUCGAGUGUCAAACAACAAGCUGGACAGUCGAUAAAUGACACAGCCAUGUCGAACAUAAAAUCCUCGGGGACUCGGAGAUCAGAUACUAUCCACAAUGGUCAGGAUAGGGAAUUAUCACCUUCGGGAAGCGUUUUGGGGGAUACCCAGCUAGUUUCUCAGUCGGUAUAUGAGGGACUAUUAAAUGGCAAAGAUAUAGAUGGCAGCCCGAUGGAACGACCAUUUGUGAGUGUCAUCGAGACAGCAGAGGGAGGGACCACACAAAUGACGCUCCAUGAAGGAGAUACAGGGCAUGUGGACCUGUUUUCCGACGCCGACAGUACAGCAGGCGCUGCUAAUCCAGAUGAAGAUCGUGGCUCCCAGGCCUCUGACUCCGGGCAAUCCUCUCCAACAAGUUACGAGCCGUUCCCGGAAUCACAGCGGUUUAACACCAGCACACCAGCAAUUCAUAAAGGGCAUAUAUCAAAUAUUGCAAGCACUGCCACACCAUCGACUCUUCGGAAUCCCUUUGGUUCAGACAAUAAGACGCCCGGGUCUGUUAUGGCUUUAAGCCAGCUUUUCAAUGCAACCCAGGCUACCUCAUCCCCAUCUACUCAUAUACCACGUUUAGAACCACCAUCCGAUAUGCCAUCGCCAAACAUCCCCAUUCAACGACCAAUGCGUAACACUGUGCCUUUCUCACCAAGCCUUCUGGGUACAUCUAUGUCCCGACCUGACCCAGUUGAACCGGAAGCGAACUAUAUUUCCAUGCAAGAAUCACAAGCUGAACGAGAAAAACGGUUACAAAAGUCGAGCUCCAAUCUUGUUGACCCGGAUGAUGACCCGUUCCAGGCUGGAGAGUCCGCCAUUGAACGCCGUAUACGUCAAAUGAAGUCGAAAAAUGAAGUCCGAAAGGAGUUUGAAAGUAUCAAAGCCCCGGCGAGAGUGACCACGCGUAAUAAUCCCAAACUAGAUGUUUCAUCUUCGCCGCCUUUGAAUCCAGACCAUACCACUAGUAGGCUGAAAGCUUUACAGUCAGCAUUGGAAAAUAAUGGGGAGGAGGAAAGGGUUUUUGACACGGAUCGCGGCGAAGAUAGUGAAGUUGAAACGGAACAGGAGGAAGUUUCUAUGAUUCAACCGCUUCGCAGUUCUCAGAGAACUCAAUCAUUUCCUGAAGAAGAUAAGGAAAACGUUGACAGUGGGCCAGUCCAAAAUUCAACUCUCGCUGUUAGCACACAUAGCGCGCUUUCAAGCGUGUUGGAUCUUGAUCAAAGUCCAUCAAAUAAUUGCCAACAACCUCUUGGAGCACUUCAAUCUUCCACAGGAACAACUUCUGUUCGGUUCAUAUCCAAUCCAAGGCGAGGAUCACGUCCACCAUGGGUCUCCCAGCCAGAAAGGAAGGGAAAUUCUAGAGAAGAUGCCAUUAAAUAUGGCACUCAAGGGAAAGAACGGGACAAUAACUUCUUGAGCGGCAGGAGCACGAUAUUUGGCUCUGGGAUGGGGCCUAUAAAUCUGUCAAAGCAAAUACCUUCAUCGCCUCCUCUAAGAGACAUCAACAAUAUCAUCAAUAACCAACCUGAUGAAGAGGACGACUCGCCAAUCUCGCAAACUUCUCCAACACCGCUGCCAAAAGCGAUAAACCGUAACCACUCAACGCCUCAUAAGCUCAAUCCUGAUAUGCCAAAUCUUAAUAAGGGUUCCUCCACAACCUCUCGUGUCUUUGAGACUCCUUCCCAGUCUGCCCCUGAAGGGAGAAACCUAUCACGAAAAGUUCCUGAAACCAGUCCCACUGGUAAACGGCAGAAUCGUGUAGCAUCCACUAGUGCUACUAACUUUCCAACAGAAUUUGGUGAUGGUACAGAUGGCAUAGAUGAGGACGAUAAUCUCCCUAAUUUACCGCGAUUUAACGACUCUGCAAUACUAAAAUCUCUUGGAUCCCAGGAACUAGCCGCCCUCCGUCCUUCUCGUCGCGUCCAAGCCAUUCUAUCUAGCCCUAGUGGCCGACAGCGGAGGAGUAUGACAGCUAUUGCCUCAGAUGAAUCACCCCGACCUGCAGCUUCUGAGAUUCCCAUCAACGAGAUCCGCCUACUUAACGCAGAUGAUCGCAUUUUUCAGUCAAUGAUGGCUACGGUUGACUCACCUAUUAAAAGGAGACGUGGAAAUGAUGGAAAGAGAAUCCAGGAGCUUCUACAAGAUCGUCAGCAUAACUUAGCUAACGAGCUAAAUAACAAUAUUCCAGCAUAUAGCCCUAUUUCACCCAUUGGGCCAAUUUAUAGCGAUACCCCUAGGACACUUCAGAGAGCAACAAAAGAAUUACAUCAACCUUCGGAGCCCCGUAAUGUAUAUGCUAAUGAUAUCUGGGACUUUCAGCCGUCUCCUCAAAGGCCGGUACAAAAAUCUAAACCCAUGGUAACUGCCGGCCUUCCUAUCCUUCGAAAAGAAGUUCAGAAAACAGAACAACAGCCUACACGGAACAAACGCUCAGUCCUUGACGCUGUUGUUAUUCACCUUCCCUCCAACUCUUCCUUAUCUACGCCGCUAGAGCCGCUAUCACGUACCCCCAGCUCACCCUCUCUUCAAGCGCAGACAGAAAGAAGUGAUUCGAUCCUGGAAUUAAAUAAAGAUACAGAAAAGCCGAAUGAGGAAAUUGUUUCUGCAAACCAUAUUUUUGCCUUCUUCAACGGCCGGCCAGCCGGAUAUUACCCAGCUAUUUGCGUGGGUACUAGUGAUGGUGUUACAAAGCAGCAGCUUCUCGUCCACUUUGAUGAUUCCGAGGCAGUGGAGAAAAUUGAUAUUCGAGGAGCCAAAUCCUUAGAACUCAGGAUUGGUGACAUUGUCAAAGUCAACCACCCGGACGUACCCAAGGUCCCACAUUAUGUGACGGGAUUUGGCAAGAGAUUGCAGUCUCCGACAGAAGAUGCAGAUUUGAAUACUUGGGAUAGGCAAAUAUCCGAUGUCUAUGGGAACACUACUGUCCGGCUGAAACGGAAAUUGACCAAAGUUGUUCCCAGGGGCAAGAUUCCCCGGGCUAUCACUAUGCCUAUAUCUAAGUUAUAUUUGGAUCAAAAUCUAUGGUCUCGAUUUGGAGAACGUCCUUACUCUAUAGACUCACUACCAAAGGUUCUUCAGGUUGUACCUCAAGCAAUGGAACAAAGUAUGCAUAACCGUGCCACCCAAGUUGAACAGACUCCGGUCGUUGAGCCAGGUAGAGCGGGCAUAUUUUCCGGCAUGACAUUUGCCCUUUCCUAUACAGGAAACGAGAAAAGGGGCAAGGAUGUUGAGUCUAUGCUAUCUGAUAAUGGUGGAAUCAUCCUCAAAAAUGGGUUUGACCAAUUAUUUGAAUCCUUUUCAUGGGAAUUAGUGUUACCCACUGCCAAAGAUGAAAAGCUCCAAACUGAAGGGUCGCUAAUGCUGACGCAACGAGCUAAGGAGACGGGUUUUACCUGUUUGAUUACCGACCAACAUUCACGGCGUGCUAAGUACAUGCAAGCUUUGGCUCUGAAUCUUCCCUGCCUUGCCGGCCAAUGGGUAUAUGCGUGCAUUGAGAAACAGGAAAUUGUGGAAUGGGAGCCAUACCUCCUUGCAGCAGGGUCUUCCAUAUUUCUUGACAAUGCCGUUAAGUCACGAAUCCUUAGACCUUACCUUCCCUCUGAAUCCAAAUUCUUGGAUGUCAUCGCUACCCGUCCAAAGGUCUUCAGUGACCAGUAUAUGCUCUUCGUUAUGGGACGCAAGCAGGUAGCACAACAACGACAGGCCUAUGCAUUCCUCACUUGUGCGCUGGGCGCAGAACAUGUUUACCCUGUUCAAACCUUUCAAGCUGCACUCGACAUUUUAUCGCAAGCUACUGAGCUGCACCCUGAACCAAGCGGCUGGGUUAAGGGGCGCAGUAAGUGGGAUUGGAUAUAUGUUGGCGAGGAAAGUGCGGCAACUACCGCUCGCAUAGCUCUGUCUAAGCUUUCAUCUACGGUCUCGAAGCCUCCAACACGAGGGCGUGCUCGGUCUGUUAAACCACUUCAAGGGCAGGACAGUGAUGGUGGGAAGAGAAAAGGUGAAAGUUUUCAAAAUAUCAAAAUCUUGGAUAACGAAUUCCUCUGCCAGAUUUUGAUACUAGGUCGAUUAUUUGAGAGGUAG
Nannizzia gypsea CBS 118893 is the source of this 4314-nucleotide messenger RNA. Its product is annotated as BRCT domain-containing protein. Bases 1 to 4314 code for a protein of 1437 amino acids. Lineage: Eukaryota; Fungi; Ascomycota; Eurotiomycetes; Onygenales; Arthrodermataceae. Gene Ontology annotation, cellular component: nucleus. The record is from RefSeq and is a predicted model, not a curated record. The transcript is spliced from 2 exons. Gene Ontology annotation, biological process: positive regulation of transcription by RNA polymerase II; DNA damage checkpoint signaling. Gene Ontology annotation, molecular function: histone binding.